Temnothorax curvispinosus is the source of this 1849-nucleotide messenger RNA. RefSeq names its product phospholipase A2-like. Gene Ontology annotation, biological process: phospholipid metabolic process; arachidonate secretion. The coding region runs from base 600 to 1274 and encodes 224 amino acids. Gene Ontology annotation, molecular function: A2-type glycerophospholipase activity. Lineage: Eukaryota; Metazoa; Arthropoda; Insecta; Hymenoptera; Formicidae. The record is from RefSeq and is a predicted model, not a curated record. The transcript is spliced from 4 exons.
UUGGCCUGCUACCUGCUUGACUCGCCAGUCUUAUUAAGACUCUCGGUAAAACCACAUUCAGGCUCUGCCUGAUUAUUCUCUUCUUGUUUCAAGUGAUUAUUGAUAGAAGAAUAUCAGUGAAUUGUGUUAAAGUUAAUUAAACGAAAGUUAAAUUACGCAAUAAUAAUUUAUUUCUACUUUUAAUUCAUAAUUUAUUACAUAACGCCAUAUUAUAAUUCUAUUAUUAAGUGUUAUCAUCACACAUAUCUGUGUCGAAAAGUCAAUGUGUUUGAAAUCUGGUUAAUUUUAGAUACUAAAGUCGGUAUCGCGAGGAAACUGGCGGUGAGGAAGCGCGCGGGCAGGAAAUUCUGUGCGGUGACGAGUAUCGCGCGUACGCGUUAAUAAAAUCUAAACGUCGGUAUCAUAAUUUGUAUUUUUAGCGGAUCAUCGUAUAACAGUUUUGUUUCGUGUCGCGCGAUGUUAACACGCGCAAUUUCGACGUGAAUUAAUCAUAAAACGUAUUAUGAAAAUCUCAUCUGGACAUUGGGAUUGAACGCUUGGGGCUUAACAUUAAUUUGCAAUUCACGUUCUUGUUAAUAAAUUCCAUUAAUUAUCUUGAAAUGAGGGGGAUCGGUGUGAUUAGUCUAAUCGCAUUUUGCGUGCUUGCACUGUUUGUUAAUGAUUACGGUGUAACGGAAGGUCACGUGAAAGAUUAUUUACGGGGUUUAUCCGCGUCAAUUACAAAUCUUCGACAUGGAAUCCUCCCAGGCACUCUUUGGUGCGGCCGGGGAAAUAUUGCCCGCGACGACUCCGAGCUGGGCAUGUACUCGGAGAUGGACAAGUGUUGCAGAACUCACGAUCGCUGCGAAGACUACAUAAGACCGAAAACUACAAAAUAUGGGCUUUUUAACGCGAAAAUUUGCAGAAGCUCAUUAUGCGAGUGCGAGUUGCAAUUUUACGAUUGUUUGAAGCAAAUACGCGGCUUUUACCCAUAUGCCGUGAGAAAAGUCUACUUCAAACGAUGCAAGCAGUGCUUCCGUACCUUCUACGAUCCUCAGGAAUGCAUAAAUAAGGGACUUGACAUAAUCGAAGAGAUGGACCGUAAGGGUCAUCGUGUUUUCUGCGCGAAGUUUGACCGAGUUGAUCCAAAAUCGGGCCACCGACACAACAUCACCACGCCGAAAUCGAUCUCCGCCACCGAAGUUUCAACCUGGGAUGAUGAGGAUGAUGAAUACAUACUUUCGCGCUUCAGUUCUAAGGACGACGAGGACGACACUAUCUCUGAAAAUUUUUGAUCAUUCGAAAUGAUCGAACGAAAACAAUAAUUAAUCCAUUUUAAUACUACAGUUCGGCUAGGCUCACAUUUCUGUCAAAAUGAUCGAACAUAGAUAACGAGUUGUGAGUGUUGUGACUUUUUGGAGAAUUUUUCUUUUCAAAGUUUCAACCGUUUUAAGGUAUAAAAACAUUCGCCAAAUCAAAUAUAUAAUAAGGUCAAUUAUAUAAAAAUCAAUGUUUAGCUUUAUACUCCAAGAAAUAUUAGUUCUCUCGUAUACUUUUUAUUUUAAGAGCUAAGUAUUAAUUAAAUAGUUUUUGUAUAACAUCAAAACGCUGGAUUUAACUGUUCCACUUAAAAGCACUUCGAAAUUUCCAUGUUCCAAUGAUAUGGAAUAACGUAUUAAAAUAACGCUUUAUUAUUGAUCUCCUUAACACCCUGAACAUAUUUUACAUCCAAAUGCUUUCCCGACUUAACUUCAAGCUACUAGAGAGUUAGAGUUUAAGAUAUUUAAAUUUUAAAUUCAAUGACAUUAUUCAUAACAAUUUAAUCUAAUGUCUUCGCUUUUUUUAAAAUAAAAAUGAGAAAGCGAUAUAA